Megalobrama amblycephala (Wuchang bream) is the source of this 2819-nucleotide messenger RNA. RefSeq lists its product as uncharacterized. Lineage: Eukaryota; Metazoa; Chordata; Actinopteri; Cypriniformes; Xenocyprididae. The coding region runs from base 11 to 2596 and encodes 861 amino acids. The transcript has 14 exons. Gene Ontology annotation, biological process: cell-matrix adhesion. The record is from RefSeq and is a predicted model, not a curated record.
GUUCAUCACAAUGAGGUUUCUGAUCUCACUGUGUGUGUCUCUACUGCUGCUGAUUAAUGGUGAAAUAAUCAAUGGACAAACAACAGAAACUACAACUUCCAUCUCUGAUCCAUGCUAUGGUUAUCACACUCUUAAUGAAUAUUGGAGAGACAUACAGCAAAACCUGUACUACGGAUAUGAUGACACUCUUGUUAAAUGGAGUGGCUGGUAUCGGCUGUAUUUGAAUGGAAAAAGUGCCCAGAUGUCUGAGUGGUGUGUGAGUGAUGUGAGAUGUGGUGGUCAAACUGGACUGUAUCUCAACGGUUCUCAUCCAACACUUAAGGAUGGAGUGGUGACCCGAGAAGUCCUGGGAACUCGUUCAUUUUCCUAUCAGUGUGGAGCCUACAGAUCCACGUCCAUUCGAGUCAAAGCCUGUGCAGGAGAUUAUUACGUCUAUGAAUUUGUCAAACCCAACAUAUCAGCUCCAGGGCCUACGUACUGUGCAGUUGCUUUCCAAAACAUCAGUAAUGAUCCCUGCUACAAUUAUGAGUCUCUGGAUCGUCCCUGGAGAGCCAACAAUGAAAGUGGAAUAAGUAUUUGUGAUUAUAUUUUCUCCGGGAAUGGCUGGUACCGGCUUUUCUACUAUGGAAUGAACAUCCAGAUGCCAGAGACCUGUGUUAGUUCAUUCAGCUGUAGCACAAACAUCAGUCUGUGGCUCAGUGAUCCUCACCCUCAGAUAGAGGAUGGAGUGGUGAUCAGGGAGGUCUGUGGAGGGAUUUAUCAGAGAGGCUGCUGUGAUUACAAGUCAAACCCCAUCAGAGUGAAAGCAUGUCCAGGCAAUUACUAUGUCUAUGAACUUGUGAAUCAAGAAUUGUGGUGUACAGGAUACUGCACAGAUGUCAGCACUAUUUCACAGGCAGUUUUCACUGUGAGUCCAGCUAUAUUCACUGGAUCCAGCACCACACUGAAUUAUGACCCGUGCAAUAACUACAACAUACUCGACAACCAAUGGAGAAGCACACUCAAUUACUGGUCUUAUUAUAGAUAUGUAUCUGCACAUGAUGACACUCGUGUAGAAUGGGAUGGCUGGUAUCGACUCUUCAUCAAUGGCUUCAGUGCUCAGAUGCCUGAAUGGUGUAUCUUUUACAUGUCAUGUGGAGGUUUUAGUUCUCUGUGGCUUGGUGACUCUCAUCCUCGGCUAGAAGAUGGAGUUGUUACUCGUGAAAUUUACGGCUCCCGUUAUGAUCAGUGCAGUCGCUACAGAUCUGUCCCAAUCCAAGUCAAAGCUUGUCCUGGAAAUUAUUAUGUCUACAAAUUUACCAGGCCACCUCUUUCAAUCCCAGCUCCUGUUUAUUGUGCGGUAUCUUUCUCCACUCUAAGUGUCGACCCCUGCUACAGCUAUACCAGUCUGAAUGAGCCUUGGAGAGCCACUAACAACUCUUAUUCUAACUCUAUGGUGAAAUGUGAUUAUAAUGUGCAGUGGAAUGGCUGGUACAGGCUGUUCUACAAUGGUCAAAAUGCUCAGUUGCCAGAAUCAUGUGUUAAUCAGUACAUGUGUGGCACUUAUUACCCACUGUGGCUCAGCGGAUCUCACCCACAGCUGGAAGAUGGAGUGGUCACCCGUCAGGUCUGUCUCUCCUUAGGGAGUGGCUGCUGUACUUACAAAUCCCACCCUAUAAGAGUCAAAGCCUGUCCAGGAAAUUACUAUGUUUAUGAGUUUGUCAAGCCAAUGCUUUGCGGAGCUUACUGUGCAGAAGCCUCAAGUCAGUCCUCCUCAUCAGCCUCUACAAAAACCACUGCACCGGAAAUAUUCUACCCAUUCGGCUCUUCAGGAGACACAAUAAACACUGCUGCUGAUGAUGGAAGCUCCUCAGUUAUUCCACUGUUGAGUCCAUUUCUGUUCUUUGGCCGCACAUACCAGCAGAUUUAUGUGAAUAAUAAUGGACACAUCACAUUCAACCAGCCUUCAUCACAAUUUGUUCCCUACUCUUUUCCUGCUAAUGGAAGCCAAGAUAUAAUUGCUGGUCUCUGGACCAACCUUGACAACCGUGCAAGAGGUGUGAUUUCAUAUCAUCAGUACACUAAUGGAAGUGUUCUUGCACGUGCCACUCAGGAUAUAAACCAUCAUUUCCCAAAUCUGACCUUCAACGCUUCUUGGGUCUUUGUUGCAACUUGGGAUAAAGUCGCUUACUGUCUCUUCAAUAACACAGAAACAUCGUUUCAAGUGGUUUUAAUUUCAGGCAGUAAUUUUUCAUUUAUUCUGAUGAAUUAUGGUUACAUUGCCAUAACAGGACUUCCAGUGGAGGCUGGUUAUGACACAGUAAACUCCUUUGACUACUUUGUGAUUCCUGGAUCAAACAACGGGAGCUUCAUCUCAAACCUCAAGAACUCCAGUAAUGUCAAUGUUCCCGGUCGAUGGGCCUUCAGGGUGGACAGUGGACAUAACUAUAGAAACAACGUCAUUGGACUUCGAGUGAGAUUUUCCUCAUUCUUAAAUCUAACACAGAGUGGAAACAUUGAGAUUGUUUUACAGCAAAUAAAACAGGAGUUGGUCAAGUUUGGUCUGCCAAGACACAUUGAGCUGGCGUUAAGAAAACUGCAAAAGAUAACACCGUAAAUCCAGUGUCCUUCAGGAAAUAAAAAUAAAACCCGUUCACUAACAACAUCUGACAGCAAAUAUUACAUUGCUCAUGUGGAGACUGUAAAGACUGCAGUUUUACAUUAAUGGUGCUACAGAGGAUCUUUUUGUUGACUGAGAAACCAAAGACUUUUCAAACCAAAGAAAUUUCGAGGGAACGCUUCCCAAAACUCAUGCACGAGUAUUGGAACACGAGUGUUUA